UUCUUUGGUUUCUUCUGUGUGUUCAUGGUCGUACACAGAAGCUGAAGAUAAGUUAGAAAUAAGAUUUUUUUUCAGGUGUUCGCAUUUUGAAUUUGAACGCCAUGUCAUACAACUACGUUGUAACGGCGCAGAAACCCACGGCAGUCAAUGCUUGCAUAACUGGGCAUUUCACCUCUGCGGAGGACCUGAAUCUGCUUAUAGCAAAGAACACACGACUGGAGAUCUAUGUGGUCACUGCAGAGGGACUGCGACCUGUUAAAGAGGUUGGAAUGUAUGGAAAGAUUGCCGUUAUGGAGUUAUUCAGGCCUAAGGGGGAGAGUAAAGACCUACUGUUCAUUUUGACUGCUAAAUAUAAUGCCUGCAUCCUGGAGUACAAGCAGAAUGGAGAUAGCAUUGACAUCAUCACUCGUGCACAUGGCAAUGUCCAGGACCGGAUUGGGCGUCCAUCAGAGACUGGCAUUAUUGGCAUUGUGGAUCCUGAGUGUCGUAUGAUUGGUUUGCGGUUGUAUGAUGGUCUCUUUAAAGUCAUCCCAUUGGAUCGUGAUAACCGUGAACUUAAGGCCUUUAACAUUCGAUUAGAGGAGCUGCAGGUUAUAGAUGUGCACUUCCUUUAUGGCUGCCAGGCCCCCACUGUCUGUUUUAUAUACCAGGAUCCUCAGGGCCGGCAUGUGAAGACUUAUGAGGUCUCUUUGAAAGAGAAGGAGUUCAACAAGGGCCCUUGGAAGCAGGAGAAUGUGGAAGCAGAGGCCUCUAUGGUCAUUCCAGUUCCUGAGCCAUUUGGUGGCGCUAUUAUUAUUGGCCAAGAGUCCAUUACCUAUCACAAUGGAGACAAAUACCUGGCAAUUGCCCCUCCAACAAUCAAGCAAAGCACAAUCGUUUGUCACAACCGUGUGGACCCAAAUGGUUCUCGCUAUCUACUGGGUGACAUGGAUGGAAGGCUCUUCAUGUUGCUGUUGGAGAAAGAGGAGUUGAUGGAUGGGUCCAUGGUGCUUAAAGACCUGCGAGUGGAACUACUGGGAGAGACCUCCAUUGCUGAGUGUCUUACAUACUUGGAUAAUGGAGUGGUAUUUGUAGGUUCUAGGCUUGGAGAUUCUCAACUGGUGAAGUUGAACGUGGACAGUAAUGAGCAGGGGUCAUAUGUAGCAGUCAUGGAGACAUUCACUAACCUUGGUCCCAUAGUGGAUAUGUGUGUAGUAGAUCUAGAGAGACAAGGGCAAGGCCAGCUGGUCACUUGCUCUGGGGCAUUUAAGGAGGGCUCUCUUAGAAUCAUCCGUAAUGGCAUUGGAAUCCAUGAGCACGCCAGUAUCGACCUGCCUGGCAUCAAAGGGUUAUGGCCUCUUCGUUCAGAGGCAGGCAGAGAGAACGAUGACAUGCUGGUGCUUUCAUUUGUUGGCCAGACCAGGGUUCUGAUGCUGAGUGGAGAGGAGGUGGAGGAGACAGAGCUUCCAGGCUUUGUGGAUAACCAGCAGACAUUCUUUUGCGGAAACGUCGCUCACCAACAACUAAUUCAGAUCACUUCGGGUUCAGUGCGCCUGGUCACUCAGGACAACAAGACUCUGGUCAGUGAGUGGAAGGAGCCUCAGGGGAGGAACAUUAGCGUGGCUGCAUGCAACUCCACCCAGGUGGUACUGGCUGUGGGCCGAGUGCUCUACUACUUGCAGAUCCUCGGUGGGGAGCUCAAACAGAUCAGCUCUACAGAGAUGGAGCAUGAGGUGGCCUGCCUGGACAUCACCCCACUGGGAGAGAGUGGCAGCGAGUCCAGCCUGUGUGCCGUGGGCCUGUGGACUGACAUCUCGGCUCGAGUACUGCGUCUACCCUGCUUCAGUCCCCUGCAUAAGGAGAUGCUAGGAGGAGAGAUCAUUCCACGGUCCAUCCUCAUGACCACAUUUGAGGGGAGUCACUACUUGCUGUGUGCUCUGGGAGACGGGGCACUCUUCUACUUUGGCCUGGAUCUCCAAACAGGUGUUCUGAGCGAACGGAAGAAGGUGACCCUGGGCACCCAGCCUACCGUGCUGCGCACAUUCCGCUCCCUCUCCACCUCCAACGUGUUUGCCUGCUCAGACAGACCCACCGUCAUCUACUCCAGCAACCACAAGCUGGUCUUUUCCAAUGUCAACCUCAAGGAGGUCAACUACAUGUGCCCGCUCAACUCGGAGGGCUACCCCGACAGCUUGGCUCUGGCCAAUAACAGCACUUUGACCAUUGGCACCAUCGAUGAGAUACAAAAACUUCACAUUCGCACGGUGCCUCUUUAUGAAUCACCCAAGAGGAUCUGCUAUCAGGAGGUGUCGGAGUGCUUUGGAGUCCUGUCUAGCAGAGUGGAGAUGCAGGACUCCAGCGGCACCACGGCCCCUGUGCGCCCUAGCGCCAGCACUCAGGCCCUGUCGAGCAGCAUUAGCUCUAGCAAGCUGUUCCCCAGCAGCACCUCCCCCCACGAGACCUCCUUUGGUGAGGAGGUGGAGGUGCACAGCCUGCUGGUGGUUGACCAGAACACAUUCGAAGUGCUCCAUGCCCACCAGUUCCUGCCGAGUGAGUACGCUCUGAGCCUCGUCUCCUGCAAGCUGGGCAAAGAUCCCACGGUCUACUUUAUUGUGGGCACUGCCAUGGUCUACCCUGAGGAAGCGGAACCUAAACAGGGCCGCAUUAUUGUCUUCCACUACACAGACAGUAAACUCCAGACGGUUGCUGAAAAGGAGGUCAAAGGGGCUGUGUACUCUAUGGUGGAAUUCAAUGGUAAAUUAUUGGCGAGCAUCAACAGCACUGUGCGCCUGUACGAAUGGACCGCAGAGAAAGAACUGAGGACAGAGUGCAACCAUUAUAACAAUAUAAUGGCUCUGUAUCUCAAGACCAAAGGGGACUUCAUCCUUGUAGGAGACCUAAUGAGGUCUGUACUGCUCCUGAUGUACAAACCCAUGGAGGGCAACUUUGAAGAGAUUGCUCGGGACUUCAAUCCUAACUGGAUGAGUGCCGUGGAGAUUUUGGACGAUGAUAACUUCCUUGGAGCGGAGAAUGCGUUUAACCUUUUUGUCUGUCAAAAAGACAGUGCUGCUACCACUGAUGAGGAGAGACAGCAUUUGCAAGAGGUGGGAGUAUUUCACUUAGGCGAGUUCGUAAAUGUCUUCUGUCACGGUUCCCUGGUGCUCCAGAACCUUGGUGAGAGUUCCACACCUACCCAAGGCUCUGUGCUCUUUGGCACAGUCAAUGGGAUGAUUGGAUUGGUGACAUCUCUGUCAGAGGGCUGGUACAGCUUACUCAUGGACUUGCAGAAUAGGCUCAACAAGGUCAUUAAGAGCGUGGGCAAGAUCGAGCACAGCUUCUGGAGGUCCUUUAAUACGGAGCGCAAGACUGAGCAGGCUACGGGCUUCAUCGACGGAGACCUCAUCGAGAGCUUCUUAGACCUGGGCCGUGCAAAAAUGCAAGAGGUGGUGAGCACGCUACAGAUAGAUGACGGCAGUGGGAUGAAGCGCGAGGCUACAGUGGAUGAAGUGAUUAAGAUUGUUGAGGAGCUCACCAGGAUCCACUAAUCCUGCUGCCCCAAAUGCUCUGUACAUAGAUUUAAAUACACUGUGUGUGUGUGUGUGUGUGCGUGUGUGCAUGUGUGUGUGUGUGCGUGCAUGCAUGCACGCGCGCAUGAGUGAGAGUGUGUGUUUUUGUGGGGGGGUUUUUUUUUCUUCUCAUGUUUCACUCCUUAAGGCUAACCUACAGCUUCCUUCUCUACAGAGCCUCCUGCGCCAUAAUAAGUCCAUGCACGCAUGCGCACAUGCUCUCAUACAAACCAAGCAGAUGUAUGCAGGAGUAUGCUCUUUGGAGUCUGGGAGUGCGACUGUACGUGUGUAAUUUAAUUUUUUUUUUCUUUGUGAGGUUGGUGUGUGUGUGUGUGUGUGUGUGUGUGUGUGUGUGAGAGAGAGAGGCUGGAGGACUGAACAGUGAGUUCUGUUCUGGUGCACUUGCUGCAUUGGUAGGAAAAUGUCUAGGUGUUCUCACAAGCUUUCUCACGGGGAGGAGGGCGGGGUGGGACAUUAAAAUCAGUAGACUUGUAUUAGUGACACAUCUUGUCAAUGUGAUGUUUUCCCUUUUUUUUUUUUUUCUUUUAAUAAAGCUUGCCUCAGUA
Electrophorus electricus (electric eel) is the source of this 4111-nucleotide messenger RNA. It is a transcript of the gene ddb1, whose product is annotated as damage-specific DNA binding protein 1. Lineage: Eukaryota; Metazoa; Chordata; Actinopteri; Gymnotiformes; Gymnotidae. Gene Ontology annotation, cellular component: nucleus. The record is from RefSeq and is a predicted model, not a curated record. Gene Ontology annotation, molecular function: protein binding; nucleic acid binding.